Molecule: messenger RNA, 1527 nt
Organism: Trematosphaeria pertusa
Lineage: Eukaryota; Fungi; Ascomycota; Dothideomycetes; Pleosporales; Trematosphaeriaceae
Product: putative cytochrome P450
Exons: 10
Coding region: 31-1527 (498 amino acids)
Molecular function (GO): heme binding; monooxygenase activity; oxidoreductase activity, acting on paired donors, with incorporation or reduction of molecular oxygen
Source: RefSeq, a predicted model, not a curated record
AACUCUCUUUGCGAAGUUAGCACAACGGCGAUGUAUUCGGGCCAGCCAGCUAUGGAUACUUCACUGAUGAGCUUUACUCUCUCGGUUGUCAUCGUCUUAUUGUCAUUCCUUGUUUUCGGGGUCAUCAGGCGAAUUUACUUCCACCCGCUUUCACACUUUCCUGGCCCAAAGCUGGCAGCACUUUCCAAUUAUCCGUACAGCAAAAGUUUUCUAAGCGGCAAACAACCAUGGGAUAUUCUGAAGCUACACGAAAAUUAUGGGCCCGCAGUCCGCAUCUCGCCAAACGAGAUUUCCUUCUCCUCACCGCAAUCGUGGACCGACAUCUACGCCCCCCGCAAAGGCAACGAGUUCAUCAAAUCGGCAUUCUACGAUGGCGGAAAUUUCGCGGACCAGGCACAUAGCAUUGUGAGCGAGCGGGACCCCGCGAAGCAUGCUCAGAUGAGGAAGUUCCUAUCGCGCGCUUUCUCGGAGCAGAGCCUGAGGGAGCAAGAAGAUAUGAUCAGUAGUGUCAUUACCAAAUUUGUGGAGAGAAUUGGAGAGGUUAGCGAGAAGGAGGGAUCAGCCGACUUGACUAAGUGGUUCAAUUUGAUGACGUUUGACAUCAUUGGGCUGCUUGCCUUUGGCCAGGACUUCGAGGGCAUUGAAAGUGGAAAAACACACCACUGGAUCGAAGAUGUCCUCGGCAGCAUGUCGCAAGCCAGCUUCUCGGAUACCUUCGCGCGCUUUCCUUGGGUCGGAAAGCUUUAUAUGUUCUGCAGACCGGGCUGGCUCAAUUCACUCAUGGCUGCGAGCCAAAGACAUCAAAGAUAUACCAUGAGAAUCACGAAACAGAGAAUAGAUGAAAGGACCGAGAGAAAGGAUUUCAUGGCAUAUCUUCUAUCAGCGCGCGAGGGCAUUAGUGAUAUACAGCUUGCGGCACACGCCUCAGACUUUGUCAUUGCAGGGAGUGAAACUACAGCGACAACUCUAACUGUAGUCCUAUACUACCUCUGCCACACCCCCUCUAUGCUGCAGACCGUCCGCAAAGAAAUCUUCGACACAUUCAUGAAUUAUGAGGAUAUAAACGGAACUAGCACUGCAAGGCUUCGUUACCAACAUGCCGUGUGCUUGGAGGCUCUCAGAAUCUUUCCGCCACUACCGCUAGGGUUACCAAGAGUGGUCCCGGAAGGCGGUGCAUUGGUAGACGGCCAAUUUGUGCCGGGAGGGUUCUGCGUUUCGACCAAUCCAUACGCCGCCAGUAUGAGCUCCCGUAACUUCUCGCUUCCUGAACACUUUAGACCGGAGCGUUGGCUCGAAGGUAAAGCCGGCGGAGAUACUCUUGAGGCUAGCAGACCCUUUUCGCUAGGAAGCAGGAGUUGCCUCGGGCGCAGUUUGGCCUGGUUGGAACUGAACAUUACCCUCACUCGAUUGCUCUUUCGUUAUGAUAUUUCGGUGGUAGGUGCGGUGGACUGGCAUGGAGAAAGUGAGAUGCAUCUGUUAUGGAAAAAGCCCGAGUUUCGGGUAAAACUUGUACGAAGAAGUCAGUAA